AUGGAUGUGACAGGCAUCUCAGACCAGUCCAAAGCAAACCCCAGGGAAGGGUCCAGGGAUGAGAGGCUGGGCAGCUCCCUUGGGACUCUAUCCACAGGGCUGGUGAAAAAGAAGGUGAGGUUAACUGACACAGAAAAUGCACACAAAGCAUUGGGAGAAGCCUCAGUCAUGUUUCUUUAUGCAUCAGUAUGAAUAGGAGUGUGUCUGUUCUACUUCCUUUCCUGCAGAGUGUAUUUAGCCCAUGUGUAGGGCACAUAUUUCAGCCCGAGAGCUGGUUACCAUUCUGGGCAACUUUUCAGGAGCCCCAUGCCAGUGGCGGGCAAGGCAAAAGUGGGCAGCGCAGUAAAUACGAGUUUUAUUUGCACAGUUUUAUAGGCUCCUCAUGAGGCCAGAGGAACAUCGCCCAGCUGUGGGGCCUGAAGGCCGCUCCCUGCAAGGCCCUUUCCAUGUGGCCUAGGGGGCAGGGCCCUGACUCACCAGCCCUACUAUGUUAAAUAUGUAUUCUGUAGUUGACCUCCUUUGUAAUGUUUUAUUUUGAAAUCUUUAAGAUAAUAUUUUAGUUUUCUAUUACGUUGCUUUGACUGUAUACUCUAUAUUUGACUUUCUUCAGAUUGUUUUAUUUAUGUUUUAUUAACUUAAUAUGCUGUAAACCGCUUUGAGGUUUUUCUUAAAAAUAUAAAGUGGUAUAGAAAUUUUAAAAAUAAAAAUAAAAUAAAUAAAUUUACAUUUCUACAGUAGGCUGGUUUCCAUACACACUUGAACCACCCCUCUAUGUCCUCUAUCCAAACAGGCAAGAAGCACCACCAGCGAACAAUGAUUCAUUGCAGCCAACCAAAACCAACACUCAAGGAUGGUGGAAAGCAGGGCUUGGAGGUGGGGGGGUGGCCUGGAAAGAGAGCAAGGGCCAGGUGGAGAGGCCCAGAGUUUCCCUAUCCCUGGUGUAGUGAAUCAUGAAGUCAGAAGGCCCUUCACUCUGCCAUUUCUUGAAACCCCAUUUGCUUUCCAACACAGAACCAAGUUGCAGCUUCUUUGUUCCCUUCUCUUCAGCUUGGAAUCAGAUCUGGGUGUGAGCAUUCACUGUAUGUAGGCUGAGAAUUCGGAGAAAGAACCACCUGAUUUACUCAUUCUUCCUCAUUGCAGGGGUGGAUUUAGGCCUGUGCAAGAGAUGUGCAGGAACUGGGCGCUGAGCUGAGGGGGUGCCUUCUCAAAGCCUGGUAAAUGAGGUGCUGGGCUCCCAGAAGAAGGUGUGAGGCUCUGACAGGCUCUGAGAGUCCUCCUGCCUCCUUCCCAGAGCCUAGUUAGUGCUUUCCCAGCUUUGGGAAGGAGCUGGGGGAGAUCCAGGACCCUGCCAGAACCCUCACGCCUCUUUCCCAAAACCAGGUGCCUCCUUACCAGCCUUUGGGAAGGGCAGCGGAAGGACUUGGGGGGGGGGGACCAGCCUUCAGCAACCUGGUGCCUUCCAGAUACUUGGGGCUUCAACUCUCAUCAACCAGUGGUCAGAGUUGAUGGAGGUUGUAAUCCAAAAGAUCUGGAGAGCACCAAGCUGGGAAAGGCUGCUUCUAGAGUCUCAAGACCCAUCUUACCUGAGUGGCAGGUAAGAUUUAAAUGAACCAUUCUUGGCUCCUAAUUUUAAAUAAUAGCUCCCUGAUACCUUUUGACAUGCAUAAGUGCAGGGGAAACAAGACAUGUGGAUAUGAAAAUAAGAGGCCUUAAUGGGAAGUGUCUACAAGAUAUCAAUACAAUGGCCAGUACUUAAAGAUGAAAAGAAACUGAUUGCUCUCCUGGAAAAAAAUGCAUAACUAGUCUAGCCAGCCUUGGGAAUGUGGUGUUUUCAUUCCUCCAGCAAUUUCCCUGCAGAAAGCUAAUGUAAAUUUACUUAUACAGUCCCAUCAGCUCAUAGUCAUAGGCAAAAUAGAUAUGUGUCGUGCAAUGACCUUACAAUCUAACAGGGCAACCCAGGACAUUUAUUAUUUUGAUGAAAAACUCGUUGGGUUUUUCCUUGAAAAGCGAUAUUUUAAAGUGAUAAAAAUCUUUCCCCUGAUUUUAGGAAAAUUAGAAAACAUGGCAGCUCUGUGGACAUUGGGUUGAAAUUACUUUUAAAACGGCUUGUGGGCUACAGUUGGGAAGGACAAUUAAGGGGGUAAGUCAAAGACUACUCAGAAAAGGUGGAGUUGGGGAAAAGGUUUGUGGUUUGAAGAAUCUGUCAGGUCCAAUUUCUCCCACUUCCUCCUUUUUCCAAUCUUCAAUUCUGUUUUCCACAUAUCCAUAACAUUUUGCUUCCUCACCCCAAAACAACAAAACAGUCGUACCUUGGCUCCCAAACGCCUUGGGAGUCGAACGUUCUGGCUCCUGAACGAUCAAAAAGCAGAAGUGAGUGUUCUGGUUUUUGAACAUUUUUUGGAAGCCAAAUGUCUGGCACAGCUUCCGUGCCUGCGCAAUCGGAACCAAUCAGAAGCUGCGCCUUGGUUUCUGAACUUUACAGAAGUUGAAUGGACUUCUGGAAUAGAUUCAGUUCGACUUCCGAGGUAUAUCUGUACUCAUAAAAAUUCAUCAGAAUUUUUGUAUAAAUUUCAUCUCAUAAACUCAUCUUUAGAUGCAGUUUUGACAAAUAUACAGAUUUUUUGCAAGCAAUUUCCCCAAAGGUGAUAUGUAUCACCUUGGUUGGACAUUGGUUGGUUGGAAUGGCACAGAAAAACCCACAGGUGUGCAAAUGUAAAAGACUAUAAUACACCGUGACCAAAUGAUGGACCACUAGCCAGCCAACACCUAGGGAAACAGGUGAGUUUUAAGGAGGUGCCAGAAACUGGACCACAGUCCUGGCCUGCCUUAUUUUCUCAAUUAUCCAGAGGGAUGCAAAGCUGGGAGGAUUUGGGGAAACUCUUAAGGGGAGCCUAGAUCCAGCUGCCUGAGCCUUCUGCUUGGGGGUAAAUGCAGGGCUGGGCCAGACGCUUGGCAGCUUACUGAAGUUGUCCAGUGGUGCCAUGGGCCUGGCAGAGAGAGCGUUCUCCAGUGGACUGGGGCCCUUGAUUUCCUGAUGCUCACCAUUUGUGUUUCCUCUCCCCUGCCCCCUUCCUGCCUUCCCCCCAGUUUGGUGUGGCUGCAUCUGAGGAGCUCCGGCAGGCCGUCCUGAAGGGCAGCUUGCAGCAGGCCAGGGGCAGGGAGAUCCUUCAGGAGAAGCAGCAGAGGGAUGCUCAGUUCAGGCGUGUCAUCCAGGUAAGCUGUGUGAGAAGAGGAGGCUGAGCUCAUGGAAGGGGCCUUCUCAGCUGCUGGCUGGGCACUGUCCCUGGGGGGCUCUUUUCCCAUGCGAGAGGAGGGGCAGGAGGCCUGUCCUCUUCUCCCGGCUGCCCACUCCCUGGGCAAAUGCAACAGUGCAGAAGAACCAGCCAGGUGGUGUAGGUUAGGGGGUAAACUCUAGUUCCUUGCCACCCCAAUCUCCACGUGGUGCGAGACUGCAGGGGUUCCCGGGGCUUCCUCUGGGUUUGGUGUCCUUGGAAUGAGGGGCAACCUCCUGUCUCACAGCAGCUGCCCAGCUGCCCCAAAGGAGAAGCUCCAUAGCAAGCAGGAGCUGAGCAGCAAGGCUCACCCCACUGGUUUUGCUGCUUGUGACCCUGGAGGUGGCUGACUCUCUCUGGCACCCAAAUACAUGUUGUCUGUCUGCUUCCUUUGCCAUUCCCAGGAAAUUGAGAGCAGCCCGGAAUGCCACCAGUGCCGGCUGGCCAGUUUCCUGGAUUGUGAGCUGCAGCGCCUGGCCAGUUACCCUCUGCUGCUGAAUCAGAUCAUCCAGCACACCAACGGUAUGUCUCUCUUUCUCCAUAUCUUGGUGUGUUGGGUGCGGUGGGGAGGGUGUCCCAGGAAAGCUGCAUCUCUCCAUGACUCCAUGUUGAUGUGCUUCCUAAUUUUGGGAGGUUGUGAGGUGCAUUGAGCCUGCCUUACUAGGGAAAGCCAGCACCCAGAGGGUGAUGGGGCGGGGAGUGGGGAGAGACGAUGCCCGUCUGUUGCAUUAGUGUCCCAUGAGGCUGUGUCUGUAGGGCAUAGGUGUUGUUCAGCAGCCCACUUUCCUAUCAGCAAACAAGGAUCCGUUUGCCUUAUGCAUCUGGGCUGCUGCUGCUCAUCUGCCUUCUAGACCUGCUUGCUUUUAAAUGCAGCCUUGUUCCCAGUUUGCGCUGGGAGUUGCUGUAAAUAAAACCAACUUUGCAGGCAGCCUCUUUCUCUCUCUCUUACCUCCUCUCUCUGCACUUUCAGAGUCCACCUAUGAGCACCAGUGCCUUUGCCUGGCCCGGGAUGAGGUCAAGGGGAUCCUGGCGGACAUCCAGGAGGAGCUGCGGCUGGCAGAGAACAACCGCCAGCUGCAAGGGUACCAGCAGUGCCUGGACGCCCGAUCCCUGCGCAAGAGCCACCACCCACUGGCCAGGGUCUCCUCUUCGCCCUCCCCUCCAAUCCCUGGCCUUGUCCUGCUCUUCCCCUCCGUGAAGUGCUGCCUUUUUCUGCCCCUCUGCGCAGAACCUUGACCUCAGGGAACACAGCCUAAUUCAGGAGGGGCCUCUGCAGCUUCGCCUGAACAAGAGGAAGACUGUGGGUAAGUAGAAGAAACAACCUCUCCUGCCCAGAGACACCCGCGUGGCCCAGGCCUCUCCGAGUGGAGGGUGAUGUGCUCUGGCUCUGCAGUUGGCUUUGCCACUUAGACUCCCCUUUUCUAUUAAGGCACCUAGAUGUUCUCCUCAGGAUCAGUGUGAGCAACAACCCCUCUGUGUGUGUGUGUGUGUGUGUGUGUGUGUGUGUGUUUGUGUCUCUUAGGCCUGCACGUUCUCCUUAUGGAACACGUCACAAUCUUUCUGAAGCCGAAGGCGCAGCGGCUGCAGUUAAAAUGCUUCAGGAGGAAGGCAGGGGGCUCUGUUUUAAGCCCCGUGGUUCCCCUGGAGACCACCCUCGUUCGCCCUGCAGCCACAAGUAAGAAGGGGGGCCAUAACACCACCGCUCUUCAUGACACCGUGAGGACCCUUCUUCCAUCUGGUCUCUUUUCUCUGCUCAGAUUCAACAUCGUUUUUUCUGGUCUACCUUUCGGAGGAGGGACCAGAAAUCUACGAGCUGGUGGCGCCCAGCCCUUCCGAGAGGAUCAGGUAAGAUGUUUGCCUCUUAUUCUUCCCUCUGCUGGGGUGGGGGGUGGGGGACACACACACACCUUAAGUGUAAAGAGACAGGGUAAAGGGGUGUGUGUGUGUGUUUAUUUCAAACUGGCAAAUGGAAGGCCCUUCUCUGUUCACUUCGGGGCUUUAAGACAGUCUCUCUCUGUCUCCCCUCUUCCCGCUUUUCCUGGCAGGUGGAUGCAGAAUCUGGAGAGGGUGGCAGUGGCCACGGAGAAAGCCAUCAUCAUGCCCUUCCGGCAGCCCCGCCAGACGCCCCUCGUGCACCCACCUGUGCCGUUCAGGUGAGAGAGACCCCAACUCUGUAUGUUUCCUCUUGCCAGGCUGGGGACCUUGGGGGGAUCAUGACGUGAGUCUGAGACAGGUGAACUUCACAGGUAUGGAACAAAAGCCUGGCAUCUUCUUGAUUAGCAGACACACAUACCCCUUCCAGAGGCUUUAUGAAAAGAAGAAAGAUCUUUCAGUUGUACCUUCACCAAGUAGCACCCCCACACUGCACCCCCACAUCACACACACACACACAACACACACACAACACAAACACAAAUGCAGAUGCCACGGUCCUGUCCUGGUUGCUCUGCAGUCAUUAAGCCUUGAACUAUUCCAUAUCAUUAGAGUUAAUUUCAGCUCCUUUAUAUCCAUUUGUGUGUCGCAAGAGAGGAGGACAGCCACACUACCACUUCCACAUCUGUAUUUACCUGUUUUAACAGCUGGACGGGACACUAUUUUAAAGGGAUGCUGUGGUAUCUGUUAGCCAAGUUUCUUGUAGGCCCAGUAAAUCAAAUGAUUGCCUAUAAGUAAUAAAUGCAGGAUCAACAAAUUUGUUCAUCCACCCUGCCAUGUUCCAUGACAAGAUAUGUAGAGAACGCUCAGAGUGCUUUACUUCUAAUCUAUCGGAUCUGAACAACCUGUGGUGCCCCAAAAAUGCUGCUAGUGUGAAAUUUGGCAGUUUGCAUCUUCUCAUGCUCUUCAGCAUCUGUGUCUUGUGCUGAUUCCAAUGGGCUACCAAGUUCGUGUGGUUCUAGAUAUCUGUUGGCUAGUCAUUCUUUGCCAGAGCAAGGAUAUUUAUUCUGUGUCUAGCAGGGAUAUUUUCAACCUCUGCCUCAACAGUGAUCUUAGUAUCAAUUUUUGUGUUGUCACAAAGGGAUUCCAUUGCAUCUGUUCCUUCAAGAUUGGGCUGGGUACAUGUCCGUAAAUGUCUCAUGGUAGCUUGUCUAAUUUGUCCAUAAUCCUGUGUUGUUCUUCAUCAAGGGGUUUGAGGAAGGAGGAUAUCAAUUCUUCUACUGCUGGUUCCACCCGGUCAAAUGGGUCUGGGUCCAGCUGUUUGUGGAUUGGCAGGGAGUCACUUGAAUCGCUUGAGUAGACUCCUUCAAAUUUUUCUGGUUGUUCUGCUUCUCUUGGGUUAAAGCGUUGCCCUGAUUAGCCUUAUUUGACUCUUCCUCUCCUCCUGAGUUUGUGAUAGAUCUUUGCUGCUGUUCAAAAGGAAGAUGUGAAGACCUUUCUACAGUAUUUUUAAAGUGCCAGUGGGGAAUCACAACUUUCUAGACUAGUUCAAGCCCCUGACCAGUCAAAGUGCCUCUUCCACCUCUGGGGCCAACAUUAGUAUCUCUCUUUGCGAUUGCAAUUAGUUUCUGUUCACAUAGUCCUAUAUUUAUGGGUAGAGAACCUUCUUUAGGUCUUUUGUUAUAAAAACAUUUUAUUCAAACAUUUACAGUGUUUUUUUAUUCAUAAAAGAAAGUUUAUAGGCCUUAAUUAAUAACAUUAUUAUAUGGGGGUGGGUUAUUGGUAUAUUUUUUGUUCUUGCUGUUCUCAUGUAUUUUGUGCUUUUAUGUUGCAUUUUUAUGCCGUCAACGCCCUGUGAUCUGUGGAUUAAGGGCAGUAUAUACCUUUAAUAAAUACAUUUAAUAAUAACAACUUCCACAAGGUGUGUGUCUCUGCUUUGCCCCCUGCUGUUUGAUGGCUGAGGUGUGGACAAGUGUUUUGCAGAGCCCAGCCUGCUACUUACACUGUUUUGCCUAUAGAAGAGGCUGUUUCCUAAGGGGAUUUAAAUUUCAAAGGGCAACUGCCAUUUUUCUGUAGCGCUUUCUUGGCAUAUGGGGCUGUGUUUGUGCUUCUGUAUACUUGUAAGCAUGCACUUAUCCCCAUGCAUUAUAUUCAUGACAAGAGGAUGACACAGCCCUCCACAAAGGGUUAAUGCAUGCCUGUCUUUAAUCCUUCUAUGGCUUGGAUUGCUGUAAACAGCUUCCAUGAAUGAAUGUGUGUGUGUGACUGAAACAAAGCAGUACAGAAAUAAUUUCAUGAAUGAAUGGAGUGGCUCUCUCUUUUUCUCUCCCUUGCAGCCCAGAGGGUGCCUGGAAGACCCUGAGGGCAAGCAGCUCCUCCCGACUCCCUCCCCUUCCCAGGUGUCCCCCCCCCCAACAAGGGAAAGGCCAGCUAACAACACAGCCCCCCCUCAGGGGAGAAGGGGGCAGCUUCCACCAGGAACAUGCCCCCAACAGAAGGAGCAGCACUCAUGCCAUCCCAAUAGAAAGGGCUGCCACCAAACCCUCCUCACACCAAGAGAAGGAGCAGCCUGCUGCCUGGUCCCCCCAACCCAAGAUAGGGGGCAGCCCCCAGCCUCUCUGCAAGAGAAGAGGCCACCCCAUCCCACCCUCCCAAACCCCCCUUGUCCCAAGAGUGGCGCAGCAGGAGCCCAGCAUUGAUUUCUCAAAGACAAGUCAUGCCAGACAAAUCUCAUUUCAUUUGUUGAUGGAGUUACAAGCUUGGUGGAUCAAGGGAAUGCUGUGGACAUAGUGUAUCUUUGUUUCAGUAUAUCUGAGUUCCAUCCUGGCAGGACCUUGAGUAUUGAGGAGUACCGGUAUUCCUUCAUAUUAACUUCAGGCAGGUGAAGUUUUCCCCACCAUUUAUAUCCAUGAGGGGGAAAGCUUCUUCAGUUCUAAAUUUCCACACACCAAAAGCUGGGCCUCUGGAAAAGAGAGCACCCUCACCCCUCACAUAUUCUCAUUGCCACAAAAGAACUGCAAUCUCUCCAGGACAUUGAAUCCAUUUUACAGGUGGCUUUUUAAAGCACAACAUUUUCUAUAAAAUUGUGCUUGGACUCGUCACAUCGCCUUCUCUACAAAAAGCAGCCACAGGAGCCCCAACCCAAAUCAGGGCCGAGGUGCAGCAGGAGAUGGAUUGAACUCUUUCUGCUCUGUCCUGCUCUCCCAACUUAGAUCAUAGCUGCCUUUGGGUAAAUGGAAAUAUGUGGCCAGUUUGUGUUUCUGAAUCAUGUGCUUAAAGUCACAUCUCAUUUGAAACAACAUGUGCAUCCUCAAACAGAUGUUAUCGUGCUGAAGACCCUAAUUAUAACUUUUUAACAGUAACUUUCCUGGCCAUAGCUGACAGCAAGUGGGUGGUUUGCACAGGAGAUCAUGAGCUUGAGCUUCUUACUGGCAGCAAGGGAAUCUCCAGAUUUAAGAUUUGCCCACAUGUCUGAUUUCUAAAACAGAAAUAUGCUAUUGUUACACUAGUCCUUAUUCUCCAAGUGCAUAAAUUUCAGGUGGGCAGUGCUCGCCCGGCUUGUUUUCCUUUUAAUGAGGUCACUGGAGCCUUCUGACAUUUUACAAAAAUUGCAUUGAUUUACAAAUCGGAACAGGAACAUCAGAAGCUGCCUUAAACCCAAGGUUUCGCACCCAGUGCAACAGAACUGGCUGUGCUUCCCUAAAUGUGCCUCUGACAGCAGGCAGCCCCAAACUCUUACCAGCUCCAGCUACGCUUUCUGAUCCUCAGCCUGCACCACUCUCAAACUACAGGCUGCUUGCGUUUUUGCCAAGGACAUGCUGGACACAUUUCUCUGCUGGGAGGAUGGCAAAGCCUUGGUUCCCAAAGAGUUCCCUCCAUCCAGAACAGAAGCGGAGACCCUCAGGCCAGACACAGCCCCCCAGGCCUCCCUCUCUCUGGCCCUCAGAACUCUUCCCAGGCCACAGCCCCUUUCCUCAGAGCCACACCACUCACUGGCCCUCCUUCUCCCCCAGCUGUUUCUCCCUGGUGGUUGGAAAGUGUCCACCAGGGAUGCAUCUCACUUGUCAGAACGAGGCAUAGUCAGACCCUCCAACAUUUCUCCAAUCAAAAUAGGGACAUCCAAAAGAAAAGUGGGACAUUUCAGGAUCAAAUCAGAAACCAGGAUGGCUUCUGUAAAUCAGGGACUGUCCCUGGAAAAUAAGGACACUUGGAGGGUCUGGAUACACAGGGCUUUGUGAGUGUGGGAGAAAACUGGCUUAAUGUACAAAGGUGGAAUUUACAUUCAUUGCCCCACCCAUUUUUCAAUGCUCCACCCAUUUUUGCCUCAGGCACUGCUAUCUAAUGGUGUGUGGUCUCCAAAAGGUGGGCCAGAAUGGAGAAUACAGCUCUUCAGUUGAAAAAAAUUCCCCAUCCCUUAACGAAAUCUCCUUAACAAAAGAAAGGCAUUUGUCCACCCUGCCAGCACCAUUGAGAUAACUGCCCCCAAUUCUUAGGGUUCCACUAAACCUUCUCUUGCCAAGCCACAAUCUCACAAUCAACCACAAAGCUGGAAGGCACUUGGAGGGUUAAUCCUCAGUCCCAUGACUGUACAUUUCACAUUAAUAUUCCCAUCUUAAAAAUAUGAGAACAGUGUGUUAUUUGUCGUGGAUGGCAGGGGUGGGGGAGCCGCAUAUGCUUGGUGUAAAUUUGUAUGCAUGCUCAACCAAUAGUGGUAGAGUUCUGGUGAGGGAUGGAACAAGAUGAACUUAGGGCUUGGAAACUCCUACCAUGGACCUCGAUACACCCUUCCCACCUGCCCUCGAAACACUCCAGUCUUCACAGCCAUCAUUGCCUUUGCUUAGUCCUCCAGCUACUGGAGGAGAUGUGCCGAUCCGCAUGCCAAUUUUCUUCAGGAUUCAAGACACAUGCUGCCUUGUAAAAUUAAGGGGAAUGUGGGAAAUGCAAUCAUGACAUCUCCUAUUAGUCUAAAGAAAGGACAAAUGCACAGGAGAUUUCCAGACCUCAAAGUACUCACAUGAGGUCUCCAGGGCUGUAUAAUCUUCAUCUUCUUUGGCAAGUCUAAUAAAAGACAUCAUAAUUACUAUACUUGGGUCUUUGACAGCUCCCCCCCCCCAUCUCACAUAAUGGAAAGGUUUUUAUAGAGAGAGAAAUAUGUCCAAAGAAGGAGUCUGGUAGGUUGCUGGGGCUGCUUAUAGUGGAGUCGUCUUUAAUGGAGAGGGCUUGCUUUGGCAAGGUCAAGGGAUUCUUUGGACACUGUAGCUGGCAAUGGCAUGAUCUAGCACUGGGCAGGAGGAGGACACAGCAGGAGUUCAACGCACAUAAUCUGCUGGUUAUGUGAUUGGUAGUUUAUACAACAUGCAGUAGCAGCAGGCAGGGCAGAGCAGUGGCCAUGUUGGACACCUGGUUUCCCAAUGCAGAGGUUGCUGUGAGAAACAGAGAGGGGAGGGGCAUGGCAGUGGGCAGGUCAGCACGGUGACGGUGCAGCAGCAGGACCAUUGGAUUGGCUCCGCUGCUGCACCUGCACGGCACAGACCUCCCUGCCGCUUCACUCAUCCCCUUCUCCUUCUCAAUUACUUCUCAGUUGCUCCACAUUGGAAAGCCAAGUAAACAACAAUUCUGACCCACUAUUGAUAACACAGUCAAGAGCUACUAGAGCUGGACUGGUAACCCUUGAGGCCAACAAAAUCAGUGAAUUUUAGCCAUCAUUGUAUAUGGCAGGUGAUGAACCUGGUGUCCUCCUGAUGUUUUGUUGGAGACCAUCUCCCAUGACCCCCAGCCAGCAUAAGCAGUGGUCAGGAAUUAUGGGAGCUGUAGCUCCAUAUCCCUGGUGUAGGAAAACAAAAACACGGGUGAACUAGGGCACUGUCCCCAUCAACCGUCCCUAAGCUGGUGCCUUCCAGAUGUUUUGACUACAACUCCCAUCAGGCCCAGUCAACACAGACAUACUAGCUGGGCUGAUGGAUGUUGUAGUCCAAAACACCUUGAGGUCUCCACAUUGAGGAAAGCAGGUCUAAUCUAAAUUAUAAUGGUAAUCACGGUGUUUAAAAGCUGUUUAACACAUUAAAAGAUUAAAAACCAUGAAUAUUUUUAACUCCUUCUCUUGACUCAACAACAAUGAAAUGAAACUGAAAGGGUCAAAGUACGAGUAGUAGUGGGGAAUGGAUCUAGGGAGAGGGUCAGAUCCUGAACUCUCUCAUCUCUUUGACAAGUGGGUCCUCAAGCUGAAAGUUUCCCCACCUUCCCCCUAGAAGGUGGGGGUUGGCCCUUGUGAUCAGUUGCUGAAGGACUCUAGGCGAUAGACCUGAGUAGUGGCUAAAGUGCCUUGGCUCAGGUAACAGGUCACAGCCAGGUUGUCUGACUUGUGUUUUUCUUCUGUAUAGAUUUAGCAUAUCCUCCUGGGAACCCAAGAGGCAAAUAAGUGUGCUGUGUGCCCUCGCAGUUGGGAGGGUAACAGGACAGACUCUUGCCUCCAGCAAAGCUGGUUAGCUCAUUAAGUGAAUCCAGGCAGUCAAUAAUUCAAUAGGAGAGUUCUAAGCCAGCCAAAGAGCUCUGCAGAGAGAUUUGUCCACCGCAGGAGAGAACAAGAUUGACACCCUGUCGUGCCUAGGCCAUAUUUUGCCAUUUCUGCCUGGAAAAGGAACAGCUGAGAUACAUGGCAGAGGGGACACCAGAGGUAGAAUUUGGGGGUCAGCAAUGGAUGGGAUGGCUACAUGCCUAGUUAUUUUAAAAGCUGGGACCACCCUACCUAGUUGCUAUUAUCUUGCACUCCCAUUUUUUGAACUGUUUGCUUGUGUUAUGUUCAAAGGAAAUGAUGUAAAUGUUUAGAAAAAUUAGCUUUCUAUUUGUUUGCUUUGUUUUGAUCAAAAAGGUGGGUGCAUGGAUAGGCACACUCAGCAGGCUCAGGAGUGCCUCAGUUCCUUCUUCCCAUUUGUUUGACUAGUCUAGGAUUUCCAACCUCAAGAUGUUUUGGACUAUAAGACCCACCUGCUCUGGACUGAUAACAGCUGGAGUCCCAAACAUAUGAAGGGCACCAGAAUGGUGAGGGCGGGACUAGCUUAUUCUCCUGAGUGCUUCAUGCUGAAUAAUGGCCUAUAAAGAGCAGCAAUUUAAUGUGAUGUGUCAGGUGCCUCUAAAACAGUCAUGGGGACCCCAUGGCCCUGCAGAUGUUAUUGGACUCCAACUCCCAUCAUGGCCAAUGGUCAUGGAUGAAGGGAGUUGUAGUCCAGUAAUAUCUGGAAAGCCACAGGUUUGCCACAUCUGCCCUAGAGAGAUGCAGGGACUGGAGAUCACAAAGCUUCAAAGAGGACUACCUCAAAAGGCCAAUUCCUUGCCAAAGGAUCCCUUUGUUUGAAAUGUCAUUUGGGUGACUCAAAAAAUGGUCACUCAUUCUGGCCUGAAGAGCAAGUCCUUGCCAUUUCUGGAUGGUCUUCAUAGGAAAAACUCAUCUAUGGCCCAUCUAGUCAGUAUUCCAAGAGCAGCAGCCGUAAUCAUCUCCCCUCCCCACAAAAAAAGCCCACUGAUAAGAUCCCAAAAGAUCUGCAUGGUGGUUACCUCCGUGCCAACUAAAUUCUCCAGGACCCUCCCCUCAUUUUAUUUCAUGUGUGUGCACGCUGGGUGAAGGAACUGCUCAUUUCUCAAAUGCUCUGCCCAUGUGCGUGUCCAUGAACCGGCAUGCAUGGCUUGCUUGGAAUUUAAUGUUCCUACACAGAACAUUGAACCCAUUAAAAAUGAGCAAUGGGGAGAAGGUGGAGUUCCCUUUCUUCCCUUGGCUGAAGGCCUCAACAGCUGCUCAGGUUUUAGUCUUCUUUAACUCUUUGGGUGGAGGCAUUCAUAAAACCUGGAGGCUGCAUUCCUUGUAGGGAAGCUCAGGCCUGAGCUCAAGAGGCAGCCAUCUAGGCCUCUCUGUCUGGUCCUGGGCACUCUCAUUAGGUCACACCAUCCCAGGUCAGAUCCAUCACUGGCCAUGCUCCAUGCAUUAUCAAUUGGCAUAAAAUAUGAGUCUGUUAAUACCGGGGUGUCUAUACACCCCUUUUCCCCCCGAGGGGGCUAAUGCAGCCCACCAGCAUUUUUUCCUGGCCCCCUCUUUUUAUUUUUUAUUUAUUUAUGAUUUUCAAUUUUAUACAUUUCAAUAAUUUUACAAUCAUUUUAGCAUAUUGAAACUCAACUGCCUUCCUCCUCUUUCUGCGGUUCCUUAAAUUUAUUUUUAAUAUUUUCUGCAUAAUCCAAAUUAACUUAAUUUGCUCAUUUAUUAAUUUACUUUAUAUAUAUAUUCUUAUAAAAACUGCAGGUACUGCAAUAAUCCUGCCAAUCCUGCCAAUGGUCAACAAACCAUUUCCAUUCUUUUUUUUUAAAAAAAAGUUAUCUUGAUUUCUUACUUUUCCAGUACGUUUCACCAUUUCUGCAUAUUCAGUAAGUUUUUGUAUCCAUUCUUCUUUUGCUGGGACUUCUUUUUCUUUCCAUUUUUGGGCUGCUGUAGUUGCAUACAAAAAUAAAUUUCUAUAGGGUUUGAGUAAUUCUGUCUCCCUAAUUCCCAAAAAGAAAGCUGGGUUUUUUUUUACAAAUUAUUUAAAAAAUCUUUUUCAAUUCAUUAUAUAUCAUCUCCCAGUAGGCUUUAACCUUACUACAAAACCACCACAUAGAACAUUCAUGUCCAAAGUCCGGCACAGGGUCCUAAUCCGGUUAAUCUGACCCCUGUGACAUUGGGGGGGGCGGGAAUCCAAAAAGAAGCUCAACAACUUCAACCCUAAAAAAAGGUCAACAAAAAGGUCGGCCCUCAUGCAUGUUCACUUCAUCAAAUCUGGCCCUCUUUGAAAAAAGUUUGGACACCUCUGACAUAGAACCUUCUUUCUCUUUACAUUUCCAACACUUAUUUGAUUUCGAUUUAUGCAUUUUUGCCAAUUUACUCAGUGUUAGAUACCAUCAAUAAUAUAACAUUUUCACAUUAUUUUCUCUUAAACCAUGGCAUGCUGUAAAUUUUAUAUCCAUUUUCCUGGCCCCCUCAAGUCCCCCUCAAUGUUUGCAGUAGUUGAAAAAUAAGUAAAGUAGAGCCCAGUGCCCGGAUGGGGAGUUCAGUCCCUCAUGGCUCCCCAGUCAUCAGACCAAUUAUUUGAUGAGCAGGCAACAGCCUCCUAUAUUUAUGCAUUGAUUCAUUGAUUCAUUCAUUUACUGCUUUUACUGUGUAUCUCACCUGUUUCUCCAAAGAGCUCAAAGUGGUGCGCAUGGUUCUCCUCAUCCUCGUUUAAACUCCACAAGUAAUCUCACAAAUAGGUUAGGCUGAGAGGCAGUGACUGGUCCCAGGCCACGGAGAAAGCUUCUUAGGCCGAGUGCCAAGGCUUCUGAAAUUCUAUUUCUCCCCUGUGGUGGCAAAGAGCAAAGAAAACAAGGAAGAGAACUUUUUAAUGAGUUUAUUCAUUCCUAACUGCGAGAGACAACAGAACUCAGCAAGCCCUAACAAUGGCGUUGCUCCAACUGGGCUCCUCCUCUGUCCUUCCUCGAAACACCAUCUCCCCUCACGGUGGCCACUCAUGGCCAAUUGUCAGUUGUUUACUGCACCCUUAAUGAACACCGAGUUCUGAGAGAAGGGAGAUCAGAAAUAUUCUCCCGUGACCAAGUGUCAGCUGACUGCUCUGCCUCUGUCUCUCCCCCCUCUCCUUUACCAAACACUUCCCAACUUUUCUGUUCAUCUGUCUCUGAGCUGUGACCUUCCUCAAACUCCUGCUGUAAAUCCAUGCUGAAUUCCUCUUCUCCUGCAGCGUCACAAGAACGGGUGGGUGCGUGGUUGUGGGUGUGAUCUCCACCAUUCCUCCUCCAUCUCGUCCCCUUGAGUCCAAUCCCUGACACCAAGCGGGGAUUUGAACCCCUGUCUACCAGGCCCCACUCUGAUGCUUUAUUCACUAUGCCACAAUGGCUCUCAUAGAUUAUCUAGGGAGCGGGUCUGGGUACCUGUGCAUGUGCCUGCUUCCGUGUGUGCAUCCGCCCAUCCAUGAAGAAGUGUGCAUGUGAGAAAGCGUGUGGGGUGGCAUGCAGCCCGUGGAAGGCUGCUCAAAGGUGGGCUUUGCCCUUCAGUCCAAAGAUAAUUAGACACCCUUGUACUAAUGUCUAUUUAUAAAUGCCAAGUGAGGAAUAAUGGCUAUACUUUAAACAGAAAUGCAACCCCUCUCACUUUAGUGGGGAGGAAGACAACAACCAGGUGAUCUGUGUGCCCAGUCAGCCAAAGUUCAGAUGCUAAGUGUUGACAAGCAAAUUCAAGGCCCCUCCUGCUCUCUCUUCAUUCUAGAAUCACAGAAUUGUGGAGUUGGAAGGGAUCUGAGGGUCAUCUAGUCUGUCUCCCUGCAAUGCAGGAAUCUCAACUAGAUCAUACAUGACAGAUAGCCAUCCAACCUCUGCUAAAAACCUCCAAUGGUUUUUAGGCAACAACCUCCCGAAGGAGUCCAUUCCACUGUCAAGCAACUCUUAUUGCCAAAAAGUUCUUCCUGGUGUUUAGCCGGAAUCGCCUUUCUUGUAACUUGAUUGCAUUGGUUUGGGUCCUAGCCUCUGAAGUAGGAGCAACCUAUAUUGCUUCAUCCUCCAUGUGACAGCCCUUGAGAUAGUUGAAGAAUAUCCUUACCAGGCUAAACAUUUUGCCUCUUUAUCUUUAAGCUCGUCUUGAACCAGGGGACUCUUCAGGUAAAAGAGGUGUGGAGAACCUUUGGCCCUCCAGAGGUUGCUGAACUACAACUUGCACCAGCCCCAGCAUGCCUGACCAGUCAGAGAUUAUGGGAGUUGUAGUUCCAAAUCUUUCAAAUAGAGGACCAUCCUCUGGAAUACAGGGCUAACCCUAAUUCCAUGUCAGAAUCGGAGAGAUUACGUUUGUGAACCAGUGUCAGGGUAGAAUGGAAAGAUCAGCCCAUUCAUUCAUUUGGGCCUAAGAUCAGAGCUGGACUUUUAAAAUUAUUAUUUUUGGCCAACAAUCAAAGACCAUUAAACAGGAUAUUAAACACAGGCAAAUAUUACAAGACUCAGCAACAGUUUAUUACUGCAAUAGAGAAUGAAAUAUUUAACAAGUUUAAUAAAGCUUAAUUGGAAGGAAAUUAAAAAAUAAUGGAUAUAAGUUCUUAAGAAAUAGUCUCAGACUCCUCUCCCUGCAGCCCUGUUUCACAGGCAGUCUUGUGAAACCAAAUGAUUGCUGUGCUUUUUCAUUCUGCUAUUCCAACCCACCCAAUUCUUUUACAUUUGGCAUCCCCUGCUAGGGCAUAUGGUCCUAUUUGCCCUUGAGCAAUGACCUUUGCCCAUGCAACUACAUUUGUAGAUGGCAUGUGAAGAUGGCUGCACACAUAGGUAAACAGGAGGUUGUGAGCAACAAGCUUGCUUCUUCCCAAAGACCGGACUUUUUUGCGAUGAGGAAAGUGAUGGUGAAAAUGCACCGGAGACUGCGGGAUCAAACAAACCAGAAUGAAUCCUCAUUUGAUAGCCAACAUCACCUAAUUUCCCUGCAAACAAAUCAGGAUGAAUGUUCAAUAAACAGGGCAGCUGGAAAUGCCCCAGGUGUGCUUGGAUUGCAGCCUUAAAAAGUUUCCAGGUGCUGCGACAUGGGGCAUCUUAAAACCAUUUUCUGAGAAGGGAAGAACAGAUGUAGAGCAGAAUAAUGCAGACAUUUCUUUAGGUAUUUUUCUUGGGGAAGUUGAUGAUAAGAUUUUGAGCAGAUGGCAUGCAACUCUUGCCUGAAUGGAACGCAAAUUUUAAAAGGGUUAAUGGGGCUUGGUGAAAACUAUGGAGGGGGAAGCUUUUUUAAAAAAAAAACCAUAUGUGGUUGUCUGAUCAAUAUUGUUACACUCACACCAUUUCUGUGAGCACUGAAAAGAUCUAGGGAUACUGGAAGUUUCUGGAGGCUUACUGACAAUUUGUAAGAUUUAUGUUUAUUUGCAAGUGCACAGGCUGAGCAUAGGUAGAGGCAAAGGGCUUAAAACAGGCAGCGAAAGCCCAUUGCUCCCAUAUCAGAUCCGCAGGGAGUCAGUCAGCAUCCUAGGAGACUCAUGAUUUGUGCGCAUGAUGGUAUAAUGGCAGUUGCACACCAUCCCUUUUGAUACUGUUUGCACCUACAAAAGUUUUAGGGUGGACAUAUUGCUUCAUUUCAAGUCAUGCAUGUCCCAUAACCUUCUGCUGAAAUCCUAUAAAUUCCUUUACCAGAAAUGUUCAGGGCAGGUUGUUUGUUUUUGUUUUUGUUUUGAGUUCCUUCUUUUGUGGUGCUACAGUGCAAGAGUGACCCUCCAGAUAGCAAUAAUGCAGUAACUUUGGGGAAGCAUUAGAGGUACAUGUGGAAUGAUGUGUGGCCAGUCCAGUAUAAAUUCAGCACUAUUGCACUAUCAUUGCAUCAAUGACUCAUUGAAGGAUGCACUUCCAAAAAAUUGACCGGUGCAACCUGAAUUUACCAGCCUGGUCUCACAGUGGCCAGCAAGAGCUCUAUGGGAAGCUCCCAUGUCUGGCCAGACCCAUUGGGCCCUAGUUUAAAUAUAGGACUGCCUAAGGGAGUCUAUAUUUUAUGCGCAAAAUGCAUCUCUGCUAAUUUUUGCUAAAUACUGGACAGCAAAGGUUGAAGUCGGGGACUGAAAGUACUUAGGAAAAGUGUCUUUUCCUUAGCUGGAGCAGUUUUUUGCUCCUCCUUUUCUUCUAAUUUCUCUCCUCGUUGCUUUGGUCUUCCUGUCUCCUCUCCUUGCAAGUUUGCUGUCUUGACCUCCCUCUUCCCAGGCAGCCUCCUUUAUUGCUAGCAUCCCUUAUCUCCCUCCCCGAUCGCUUGCAGAUUAGCAGCUUUGUUUCAACACCCACUUCCCUCUUUUUUUAAAAAAAAAGAAGAAGUAUGAUCUGCUUUUUGCCCCUGUGCAGUUUGGCUCCAGGGACCACGCAUUCAGUCCAUAAGACGCACAGACAUUUCCUCUUACUUUUAAGGAAGAAAAAAGUGCGUCUUAUGGAGCGAAAAAUACGGUAUGUUAAGAUACCAGAAGCAUUCCUCCUAGGGAUUUUAAAUCAAGAAAUAUGAAAAGACAACUGGAAAUUAUUUAUGUAUGCAACAACAGAAGCAACAAUUCUACUAGCACAAGCUUGGAAGACAGAAGAAAUCUCAACGAAAGAACAAUGGAAAGAGAAACUUAUGGAAUAUGCAGAAUCAGCAAAAUUAACAGAUAAAUUACAUGAAAGGGACAACAAAGACUUCAAAAGAGAAUAGGAACCACUUACAAUAUAUAUGAAGAGACAACAUGAAGAGUUGGGCUCAUUGGCAGGGCUUGAGUAAACAUUCACAAAUGUAUACAAUAAAAAAUAGCUGUAAAUGUAUUAGGAACUAACUGGGGAAAUAAUAUGCAGGAUGAGUAAAUUGAAAGUAAAACAAAGUGAAAGUAUGAGGGAAGUCCAGGGGAGGGGGGCAGGAAAAAAUGGAAAAUUGUUAGAGAGAUAUGUCAUAAAGGAUAUAUUUAUUGAAAAACCAAUAAAUAUUAUUAUUAUUGUUAUUAUUAUUUUAAAAAUAGAGAAUAUUUCUGAUCCCCCUUCUCCCAGAACUCGGUGUUCGUUAAGAGUGCAGUAAACACUAAAGUGAGAGGGAUUGCAUAUUCCUCACUUGGCAUUUAUAAAUAGACAUUAGUACAAGGGUGGCUCAUUAUCUUUGGACUCAAGGGCAAAGCCCACCUUUGAGCAGCCUUCCACAGGCUGCAUGCUACCCCACACGCUUUCUCACAUGCACACUCCUUCAUGGAUGGGCGGAUGCACACACGGAAGCAGGCACAUGCACAGGUACCCAGACCCGUUUCCUAAAUAAUCUAUGAGAGCCAUUGUGGCAUAGUGGAUAAAGCAUCAGAGUGGGGCCUGGUAGACAGGGGUUCAAAUCCCCGCUUGGUGUCAGGGAUUGGACUCAAGGGGACGAGAUGGAGGAGGAAUGGUGGAGAUCACACCCACAACCACGCACCCACCCGUUCUCGUGACGCUGCAGGAGAAGAGGAAUUCAGCAUGGAUUUACAGCAGGAGUUUGAGGAAGGUCACAGCUCAGAGACAGACGAACAGAAAAGUUGGGAAGUGUUAGAAGAAGGAGGGGGGAGACAGAGGCAGAGCAGUCAGCUGACACUUGGUCACAGGAGAAUAUUUCUGAUCCCCCUUCUCCCAGAACUCGGUGUUCAUUAAGGGUGCAGUAAACAACUGACAAUUGGCCAUGAGUGGCCACCGUGAGGGGAGAUGGUGUUUCUAGGAAGGACAGAGGAGGAGCCCAGUUGGAGCAACGCCAUUGUUAGGGCUUGCUGAGUUCUGUUGUCUCUCGCAGUUAGGAAUGAAUAAACUCAUUAAAAAGUUCUUUCCUUUGUUUUCUCUGCUCUUUGCCACCACGGGGAAGAAAUAGAAUUCCAGAAGCCUUGGCACUUGGCCUAAGAAGCUAUCUCCGUGGCCUGGGACCAGUCAGUGCCUCUCAGCCUAACCUAUUUGUGAGAUUACUUGUGGAGUUUAAACGAGGAUGAGGAGAACCAUGCGCACCACUUUGAGCUCCUUUGAGAAACAGGUGAGAUACACAGUAAAUGCAGUAAAUGAAUGAAUCAAUGAAUCAUUGCAUAAAUAUAGGAGGCUGUUGCCUGCUCAUCAAAUAAUUGGUCUGAUGACUGGGGAGCCAUGAGGGACUGAACUCCCCAUCCGGGCACUGGGCUCUACUUUACUUAUUUUUCAACUACUGCAAACAUUGAGGGGGACUUGAGGGGGCCAGGAAAAUGGAUAUAAAAUUUACAGCAUGCCAUGGUUUAAGAGAAAAUAAUGUGAAAAUGUUAUAUUAUUGAUGGUAUCUAACACUGAAUAAAUUGGCAAAAAUGUACAAAUCAAAAUCGAAACACACACAUACACAGAUCCGUCCUCCUGACACUGCAGGAAAAGAGGAAUGUGGCAUGGAUUUACAGCAGGAGUUUGAGGAAGGUCACAGCUCAGAGACAGACGGACAGAAAAGUUGGGAAAUGUUAGGAGAAGGAGGGGGGAGACAGAGGCAGAGCAGUCAGCUGACACUUGGUCACAGGAGAAUAUUUCUAAUCCCCUUAUACAUUUUAGCCACUUUCUCUGGUGUAAUGUACCAUCUAUACAUCAUCUUCAUAUAAUUUUCUUUCAAUAAAAUACAGUCUGUGAAUUUUAAAUUCACCUUCCACAUCCUUUCCCAAUCUUCAAAUUGUAUAUUAUGACCUAAAUCUUGAGCCUGCUUUAUUUGGGCUGACUUUACCAUCUCAUCCAAUGUUUCCCCAUAUAGCAGCAGAAUAUAUGAUUUUUAAGUAAUUUUUCUUGAUCUCAUUCCAAACUUUCUCAUGGUUGUCUUUGUACAAAUUCAAUUUUUUAUUGGUAAGCCAGAUUCCUAGGUAUUUGACUUUUUAAUGAAUUUCUAUCUUUGUGAUCUCCUGGAACUCCUUUUUCUCCACUUCGGUCACAUUUUUGUCUUUUCUUUAUUUAAUUUAAACCCUGCCACUCGCCCAAACUCUUGUAUUUUUCCUAAGACUUUAGGGAGACAUGUUUUUGGCUCUUCUACUGUAAUUACCAAAUCAUCUGCAAAUGCUUUCAAUUUCAAUUCAUUUCCCCCCUGCUCUUAUUUCCAUAAUCUGUUUAUCUUCUCUUACAUAUUUCUAUUCAAAACCUCCAGGACCAAGAUGAAUAAUAAAGGUGAUAGCGGACAUCCUUGCCGCCUUCCUUUUUCUAUUUUGAAUUGGUUCGUUAUCACCUUAUUAAUAAUCAAUUUUGCAUUCUGCUCUGUGUAUACAGCUUGUAUCCCUUUUGUGAAUCUCUCUCCAAAUUCCAUUUCUUCCAUCACUUUCUUCAUAAAAUCCCAAGAUAUAUUAUCAAAUGCUUUUUCCGCGUCUAUAAACAUCAUUGCUGCUUUUUUCUCAUUUCUUACUACUAAAUAUUCUAUUAUAUUUAAAAUAUUUCUUAUAUUAUCUUUCAACUGUCUACCAGGAAGGAAUCCUGCUUGGUCUGAAUGUAUAUAAGCUUUUAAGACCUUUUUCAAUCUAUUGGCUAAAAUAUUAGCAAAUAUCUUGUAAUCAUUGUUUAAUAAUGAAAUAGGUCUAUAAUUUUUGACCAAGGUCAGGUCUGUAUCCUGUUUUGGAAUCAAAGUAAUGUAUGCUUCCUUCCAUGUUUCUGAAAUUUUCCCUUUUGUUAAUAUUUCAUUCAUAAGUCACUCUUAUUUCUUUUGCUUUUUUCUACAAUUUUCCCAUUGGAAUUAAUUUUUCCUAUAUGGUACAUCAGUUGACUUCUCCUUAGUUGCCAUGCUAACAACUUUCCUGGCUUAUUUGCAUGUUCAAAAAAAUUCUUUUUUUUUUUUUACCUUCCAUGCUAUUUCCUCAUUAAUUAUCAUUGAAUAUUGAGAUUGUAAUAAUUUUAUGGCCUGUUUUAUUUAUUGUUUGGAUUUCUUCCUAAAUCUUUUUCUUUCUUUGAUAUGGCAUCCAAAAUUUCUUUUUUCUUUGUUUCCCUAUAUCUUUUUUUUUUUUUUUGCAGUAUUUUGUUGUAUAAAAAGACCUCUCAUGACUGCUUUGCUUGCCUCCCAUACCAUUUGGAUUUUAGUUUCUUUAUUUAAAUUUAAUUUGAAAUAUUCUUCUAAUUUAUUUGUUUUUGCAUUGUCUACUAUAUUUGAUCAUCCAAUAAAUCAUCAUUAAGUCUCCAUCUAAAAGCUGACUGUUCUUCCUUUCGCAUUUCCAUAAACAUUGGGUUAUGGUCCGAUAAAAACCUCGGAUUUAUCUCAAUUUUCCUCACUUUUAUUUCCAACUCUUUAGUGAGCCAAAUGGCAUCUAUUCUCACAUUGCUCUCAUAGACAUGAGAAUAAUACGUGAACUGCUCAUCCAUUAAAUGCCUUACUCUCCAGAUGUCUACCAGAUUCAAAGUUUGGGCCAUAUCAAAGAAAGUUUUUGGAAGUUUCCCUCCCUUUGUCUCUUUCUUCUAAUGGUCCUAUCCAUUUCCAAUGAGGGCACUCCAGUCAGGUCUCCCAUUAUUAUGAUUUUUGGUAUUCUGGCUGGUAUUCUGGUGUUUGUUUGUUUUUUAAUAAAACCUCCUAUGUACUAAUAAUGGUAAUCUCAUUCUCUGGUUUUCAUUCAUUUUGUAGUGAAAAUGGCCCCUUCAGGGUGGUAUCGUCAGGCUCAAAAUAUCAUGUAAAACAUAUUGUUUUUCUUAGGUUGCAGUUUUGUACAUUUUGUUUCUUAGGAAAUGCUAAUAAAACACGAUUUUAAAAAUGCAGAGGGUGGGGACACACACACAAAUAUACAUAUAUAUAUAUGCAGCUCUUGCUUGUUACGGCCUAUGAAAUAUCAUGACAAUAUCAAAGUUGUAAGGAACAUAUUAGGUUUCAGUUUUAAAUUGCAUAUCAGCAGAAACACACAUGGGUAACACACACUUUGAUUACCUGAUUUUGAUGCGAUGAGCUUUAUAUUUCUCUCUUCUAAUAUUGAUGACAUACAUGCAUUAAAAUACAAGUUCAAUAUAUACUACAUUUUCUUCUCGUUUCUUUUUUGAAGAAUGGGUCUAGCAAUAAAGUCUUGUAAACCAAUAAAAUCAAGCCCUUUCUAUGUCCACUCAGAAGAAAGUCCUAGUGUGUUCAUUCCAGGUAACUGUGUAGAUGAUUGCAGCUUCAGACCAAACUAUAGGAGCCUUGAAAGGAACUCAAACCUCAUCAAGUCUCUUUUUCUUUCAUUACAGAUAUGUGAGGAUGCUACAAAGAGCCUAAUUUGCAGGUAUUAUAAUUUGCACCAGGCAAUCCUUUUGUUCAUAAUUUCCCCCAGCUGGCAAACACUCUAGAGACCAUGGAUCCUUGGAAGCUUAGAUGGUCACACCUCCUGAGCAUCGGGAUUCAGUGCGGGUAAAGGAGGUAGUGGAGAUUUCCUAGGCACUGAAAGCUUUUCUUGCAAAACCAAAAGCCGUUCCACUAUGCCAUCUUGUUCCUAUUUGGGCAGUGGGGGAAAAAGCCACUCAUUGAUCUUCUACUGCAGAGCUUUCCAAACUGUGUGUUGUGACUUGUUAGUGAAUGGGUAGGCAAACUAAGGCCCGGGGGCCGGAUCUGGCCCAAUCACCUUCUAAAUCCGGCCCGCCUGGUGUUUUUACAUGAGUAGAAUGUGUCAUUUUAUUUAAAAUGCAUCUCUGGGUUAUUUGUGUGGCCUGCCUGGUGUUUUUACAUGAGUAGAAUCUGUGCUUUUAUUUAAAAUGCAUUUGUGAUGGCCUGGGAAUCUGAUUCAGAAGCUGAACCUGAGGAGUCCCAGCCUGCGCAGGAGUCCCCGCCGGAUCCUCAGGAGCAGACACCAGAUGUAUCCACUCUGGCUCCGGAGGUGAUUGAGGACCCAUUGCCUGCAGGUGCGCCUCUCCCAGCCCUGUCAGGGGAAGGUGAAGCUGCCCCUGGGUCCAGUAACCCUCCAGCCUCUCCUGAGCUGCAGAGGCUCAGGGCAGAGAGGCGGAGGGAACUGGGUUCUCUCAGGAGGAGUGCUCGCCUUAAGGCCAGGAGAGGCGGGUCACCUGUGGGCUGGGACCGCCCCUGGCCUCGGAGGAGAUAAAGGCCAGUCAGCCCAGUCCCUGGUUGCAGGAGCAACGUCGUCGGAAACCUGUUUCUGCCAGCACCCAGACCUGUUCUUCCGGAGUUCCCAACCACGCCCGGCUUCUUGCUUCGGACCCCGCUUCGCCCUUUGUGGACAGUCUCCAGACCCUUGACCCAAGACCGGACUCUGACCACGCCUCACGGUAACCUCCCCCCGGGACCAGCGCAGCAUUUCUGGGUUAUUUAUGGGGCAUAGAAAUUUGUCCAUUCCCCCCCCAAAAAAAUAUAGUCCGGCCCCCCACUAGGUCUGAGGGACAGUGGACCGGCUCGCUGCUGAAAAAGUUUGCUGACCCCUGUAGUGUGUCAGCUGCAAUGUGUAGGUGUGUCUUGUGAAUGGUCCCUGUGAUCCUCCCAGGGCUGGAAAGGAGUUAGUUUAACCUCCAGUUUGCUAGUAAAACUGAAUUACUGUGCCGCGAAAUGAUGUAUGUCUAAAAACAUGUGUCACCAACAUGAAAAGUUUGCAUAGCUCUGUUCUAAGGGGUUAAACUGACCAUUACCAGGAAAAACAGGCAAAGGGGUAUGGAGCCAUAGUUAUGCAGCAACAUGGGCAUGGGCAGAUCCAAAAGCAGGCAACAGCUCCUCUGCCAGGUAACCCUGAAACAAUCCACAUGGUGGCUUCAUGACUUUGCAGGGUAGUGGAUGUCAGCCUUAGCAAGAUGGGGAGGGAUUGGAGAGAUAGAGGCCACUUGCAGGCUGUUGCUGUUUUCCAGUGGGAUAAUAAUAAUAAUAAUAAUAAUAAUAAUAAAUAAUUAUUAUUUAUUUCUACCCCACCGAUCUGGCUGGGUUUCCCCAGCCACUCUGGGUGGCUUCCAACAAAAGAUUAAAAAUACAUGAAAACAUCAGUCAUUAAAAACUUUCCUAAACAGGGCUAAAAAUCACAUCUCAGCAAAUUCAAGUUGUGCAAAGACAGUUGAUUGAGAGGCCCUGUGCAAUAAAUCCACUUCCCCAAAAUACUGGACUUUUUGGAGACUUCCGGGUUGGCGCCUCUGGCAAUGGCGGAUUUCCUCCGAUCAGGAGGAACCCGCUCCGCGAAAAACAGGGUCUGAACCGCCACGGCGAGGCGGAGACCCAUUAAAAACCACAGGCGGGAGAAAGCCUGUGGACGUGGGAUUCGGCUGGAACCUUUUGCGCCUCCCCUACUCACAGGGAAACCCUGUUUUGGGGAUCCGGAGCGACGUGGGGUGAGUGGCGCGGUGCUUUGAAUCGACUGCUUUUUUCACGGAGUGAAGCCGCAUUGCUGUUGCCGGAGAGCGCUGACUUUUUCCUGUGGACAAUUGGAUUUCAAACAACUACUUGUGAGUAAAUCGGAAAAUUGGAUUUUUAAAUAUUUUAAUUCGGCACUGAAGCGGGAGGUCACAAACAGGAAGUCCGCCUUCCGUUUUUGUAAAUAGACUGAAGCAAAGACGUUACAAGUAAAGCCUUUGAAAGCUUUUGGCAAAGGAUUAAAUUUCCACCGGCUUAAAGUUACAAAACCCCCUUGGGAAGCAGGAGAAUAGGGGGAAAUUUUGGAUCUAGUGAGCCUGCAGGAGAGAGUGAAGAAAUCAGAUUACCACUGCUCUGAACCUGGGAACGGGCUGCCAGAUGAGGAUUGAAGAGAGUGCUUUUGACAGAACGGAUUUGACAGUUAGCUAAACAAGAGUAAGAUACUGUUUCCAUUGUCCCUUUCUGCGUUUAAAAAAAGAGGAAAAGUAACUGAAAUUUUAUCUUUAAUGUUUGAAAUUGUGCUUAAAAGAACUGAUACAAGUGGAGACUGUUUCCCUCUAGAGGGAGCUUUUGAAACUGUAACAGGACUGUAACUGGGGAAUUUCCACCUGCAGAAAAGGAGUUUGGGAACCAGAGAGUGACCUUGGGCUAUUUAAAAAUGUUGAUAGGAGAGGACAUUGUGACUGUUUUAUGUAAGAUAAGCUGUUCGUUGGGACAGCUUCACAAGAAGAUGGAUGAUAUGACUUUUAAAGUUGAUAAUUUGGAACAGAAAGUGACCAACUUGAGUCAAAAAGCGAACACUAACACAGAAAUAAUUCAGGACUUGGUACAGGAACCUAUUUUGGCAGGACAAAUGGUGGAGGAGAAGGAGGUGAAGGAGAAGGAGAAUGCAGCUGUUGUUCAACAUAACAUAAUACAAGUGAGAUCUGUGGAUUUACAGAAGCAAAUUGGAGAUUAUAAGUUGAAGCCUUCUAUGAUUGAAUUCAGGAAAAGUCAGACUCCGAGGAAUGGAUCCCGGUUUGGAUUAAAGAAGGAAAGUUGGAAAGAGCCCUCUAUGCAGGGACUAACUGACUUUUGGGACAUGGACUCGGGCCUUGAGGAGAUUGAAGUUUGGGGGGGCCUUUCGAAUUGGAGGAACUUUGAAAUAUACCCGGAAAUACUUUAUGGACUGUAGUUUUAACUAUGGAAACUCAGCUGAUUUGUCCAGAAGGAAGAAAAGGAUUGACAGGUUGGAAUUUCCCCGAGAUUGGCUCUUUAGCAUUAAAGAAAAUGAAGAAGACAUGCAGAAGGGACUUGGAAAAGAGUUAAGAGCCUCGGAUAUAAGGUCACCAGGUUGAUGGUCUUUUUGGAAUUGAUGGAAAGGACUGGCAGAAUCCGAAACCUGGGAGAAGAGAUGGUGGAAGAAGAUUGGAAAAUUUAAAGAUUGCAGGAUUUAAAUUGAAGAUUGCAGGAUUUAAAUUGAACAAGUUAAAAACUAAGGUUUUUUUUUUUUUUUGGUAAAAUCUAAGGUUUUAGAGAAAAAUCUAACACCGACUGAGAGAGAGAGGUUUCAGAAUGAGACAGGUUUAACAGUGGUUAAGAAAGUUAAAUACCUGGGGAUUAACAUGACAGCAAAAAAUGGGAACUUAUUUAAAGAUAACUAUGAAAAAUGUUGGGCGGAAGUGAAAAAAGAUUUAGAAAUUUGGUCAAAUUUGAAGCUUUCACUGCUGGGCCGUAUUGCUGCGAUAAAAAUGAAUGUAUUGCCUAGAAUGUUGUUCUUGUUUCAAACUCUGCAAAUUGUGGACAAAAUGGACUGUUUCAAGAGGUGGCAGAAAGAUAUUUCUAGAUUCGUCUGGCAGGGCAAGAAGCCCAGAAUAAAAUUUAAAAUACUAACAGAUGCAAAGGAAAGAGGUGGAUUUGCCCUGCCAGACCUUAAACUUUACUAUGAAUCAGCAGCUUUUUGCUGGUUGAAAGAUUGGCUGCUUCUUGAAAACACUGACAUUUUGGAUUUAGAAGGUUUUAACAAUGUAUUUGGAUGGCAUGCAUAUCUAUGGUAUGAUAAGGUCAAAGCACAUAAAGCAUUUAAAAACCAUAUUGUCAGGAAAGCGCUGUUUAAUGUUUGGAUAAGAUAUAAGGACCUAUUAGAAAACAAAACUCCAAGGUGGCUGUCACCAAUGGAAGCGAAAGCCUUGAAAAGCUCAAUAUGGAGGUCAAAUGGCCGAAAUAUUGGGAAAUUUUGGAACAAGAUGGAGAUAGACUGAAAUUGCAGAGUUUUGAAAAACUAAGAAACAAAGUGCGAGACUGGCUUCAUUACUUUCAGAUAAUGGAGGCAUUUAAAUUGGACAAGAAAAUUGGCUUCCAGGUGGAAAAAUCAAAAUUAGAAACUGAACUGUUAGAACCCAAAACUAAGAAUUUGUCAAGAAUGUAUAACUUGCUGCUGAAAUGGAACACUCAGGAUGAAACGGUAAAAUCGGCUAUGAUUAAAUGGGCACAAGACGUUGGACACAACAUUAUGUUUGCUGACUGGGAGCAGUUAUGGACCACAGGUAUGAAAUUUACGGCAUGUAAUGCCCUAAGAGAGAAUAUUAUGAAAAUGAUAUACAGGUGGUACAUAACCCCAGUCAAGCUUGCAAAAUCUAUCAUUUGCCCGAUAAUAAAUGUUGGAAGUGUAAAGAAACUGAAGGUACAUUUUUUCACCUUUGGUGGACAUACCCAAAGAUUAAGGCUUUCUGGGAAAUGAUAUAUAAUGAAUUAAAAAAGGUAUUCAAAUAUACCUUCCCCAAGAAACCAGAGGCCUUUCUCCUGGGCAUAGUCGGCCAAAUGGUGAUUAAAAAGGAUAGAACUUUCUUUAUGUAUGCAACAACAGCAGCAAGAAUACUCAUUGCAAAGUAUUGGAAGACACAAGAGCUUCCCACACUGGAGGAAUGGCAGAUGAAACUGAUGGACUAUAUGGAACUGGCGGAAAUGACUGGUAGAAUCCGUGACCAGGGAGAAGAGUCGGUGGAGGAAGAUUGGAAGAAAUUCAAAGACUAUCUGCAGAAACAUUGCAAAAGUAAAGAAUGUUAGAGUGAUGUUGGAUUAAAAAUAAGUGGUUUCCAGCUGUUUAGGAUUUAAAAUUAUAGAUAGAUCAAGAUUAAGGAUUAGGAUUAAAAAAGUUUAAGGAAAUGGAAAUUUGGUUUUUAAAAGGUAAAAUUUUAAUGUUAUAUUAUAUUAAGAGUUAAGAUUGGGAUUAAAAAAGAGGGAAAGAAAUUGCUGGACAAACAAUUUGAACUGGAAUACAAAAGAGGGAGGUAUGAGGAGGUCCAGAAAAUAAGUAAAUUUAAAAAUGGAGACGAAAAGGUGAUAUUGUUUUUAAUUGUUUUACUUUCUUUUUUGUCUUUUGUUUUCUUAUUUCUCUAUUUUUUUUCUUUUAGAUUAUGUAUUGUAUAUUUUGAAUUGUGUAUUUCUUUUUUAUGUUUUAUGUUUAAUCUUUUAUUGAAACUUUAAUAAAUAUCAUUUUAAAAAAAAUAAACUUUUUAUAUAGACUUAUGGUAAAACUAAUGAGUGAUAGAAAAAUGGUGGAAUGAUUUUUUAUUUUUUUAUUUUUAUUUCUUAUGGGCUUAAUAGAAAUGUUAUAAGGAGUUAAGUACAUAUAAGUAAUUUAGUUUUAAUGGAAAAUAAGGUUAAAAUAAUACGUUAUUUACAAUAUCACAGAAAAUGGAGAAAGAUGGAAAGGAUUUGCUGAAACAAUUAAUAGAAGCGGAAUACAAAAAGGGAGGUGUGAGGGGGUCGAGGAAACAAGGGAAUGAAAGAUAGAGUAUGGAAAAGAGAGGAUGUAUGUUUUUUUUAAAUUGUUUUUGUUUUGGGGAGUGGGGUUUGUUUAGUUUAGCUUAAUGUGUUUAGUUUUGAGUUUAGGUUGUGUUUUGUAUUGUUUAUAUAUUGUACUGUAUGGUGUAUGGUGUAUUUGUUUUUUUUCUUCUAUUUGUUUUUUUCCUCUGUUUUUUCUCUUUUGUUUUUUUCCCCUCUCUUUUUGUAAUCUAUAAAAGUAAUAAAUAUUAUUUUUAAAAAAAUACUGGACUUUUUGCAACAAGGAAAGUGAAGGGGAAGUGUGGGAUGACACUUGCUUGAUGCAACAUCAUCUAACCUCCCCAGAAACAAAUCAGGAUGAAUGUUCAAUAAGCACCCAUCUCCUUGCCAAACCUCUUUCCCAUGCCUGGAAGGGAAAGCAUAAUUCAAAUCUUCAAUCUGCUGCACUCCACAGUCAUGCACCUGAUUGAAACUGACCUUAGCCCAGCCUUUCUCAACCUGUGGGUCCCAAGAUGUUGUUGGACUACAACUCCCAUCAUCCCUGAGCUCUGGCCUUGCUAGCUAGGGGUGAUGGGAGUUGUAGUUCAACAACAUCUGGGACCCACAGGUGAGAAAGGCUGCUUUAGCCCAUGAAAACUUAUACCAUAAUGACUCUGUUGGUCUUUUAACUUGCCACAAGACUCCUUGUGUAUUCAUUGCUUUGUUCUGUGACUGCUAGUACACAUUAAGAACACAUCUACAGCAUCUGGCUGGAAAAAACUAGCAUGAUUUGAGAACAUAGGAAGCUGCCUUCAAGCAAGUUAGACCAUUGAUCCCUGUAGUCCAGAACCGUCUUCACUAACAGAAGCUCUUUGGGGUUCCAGGCAGGGUUCCCUCCCAGCCCUACCCAGAGGUGAUAGUAAUAAUAAUAAUAAUAACUUUUAUUUAUACCCCACCCUCCCCGGCCAGAGCCGGGCUCAGGGCAGCUAACACCAGUAAAAUUACAGUAAAAACAUAAUGGCGGGGACAAUUUAAAAUACAGGUUAAAAUGCAAUUUAAAAUGCAGCCUCAUUUUAAUAGUAGCCCAUAAAUCAAAACCAUAAGGGGAGGGAAAACAUAAGGGUCAGACUGAGUCCAAACCAAAGGCCAGGCGGAACAGCUCUGUCUUGCAGGCCCUGUGGAAAGAUGUCAAGUCCCACAGGGCCCUAGUCUCUUGGGACAGAGCGUUCCACCAAGCUGGGGCCAGUACUGAAAAGGCCCUGGCCCUCGUUGAGACCAAUCUAACCACCUUGCGGCUUGGGACCUCCAAAAUGUUGUCAUUUGUGGACCUUAAGGUCCUCCGCGGGGGAUACCAGGAGAGGCGGUCCCGUAGGUACGUGGGUCCUAGGCCGCAGGGAUGCCAGGGAUUGAACCUGUGACCUUCUGAAUGUGAAGCAGGUACUCCACCACUGAGCUACAGCCCCGCCCCCCCGCGCAAGACAACAGCAAUCUGUAGCCUUUGGAAGUUUGUUUGUUUUUUGCUGGAGAUUCCUUGUCCCCUCACAGAACUGCAGCUCCCUGGCUGGCUCAGAGCUGGCUGACAUGUGCUGUGUAACCAUUCCCAAAAGCACUUCUGAGCCUCUUUCAUGCUAUUUGUACACAGUGUGAAUGCUGGUCAGGUGGGAUCAAAAGCAGAAAAGAGCCAGUUUUUAAAAAUCAAAUGCACAUUUUCUUGCCACUGUAAGUUUUUUCCUCCCCCAUUUGGAUUGCAGCUCUCCAGAUUCCCUCCUGAGAGCAAAAGCAGCAGCAGCAGCAGCUUGUUCCAACGGCCAACUCUGGUAUGGGGCUUCUGUCAGCGGCUGCAGCCCAGAAAGUAUUGUCAAACGCCCAGGCUCAGCUGGAGGAGCUGAGCAGAGCUGCAUCUUUGAAGAGCCCCAGCUGCAAGCAACCCAGAGCCAGAGCCAAGAAGGGACUGGCGGAAGCGAGUGA
Messenger RNA from Podarcis lilfordi (Lilford's wall lizard), 30603 nucleotides. The record is from the annotation of a GenBank genome assembly. NCBI's taxonomy places the organism in Eukaryota, Metazoa, Chordata, Lepidosauria, Squamata, Lacertidae.